Messenger RNA from Cotesia congregata, 1140 nucleotides. NCBI's taxonomy places the organism in Eukaryota, Metazoa, Arthropoda, Insecta, Hymenoptera, Braconidae. The record is from the annotation of a GenBank genome assembly.
AUGUUUGGACUGUCAUUAAUAACAUCUGCAAAAGGUGCAGUUUAUUUAUCAAUUGGAAUAAUUCCAGUUAAUUUUUGUGAGGGAAUAUCAUGUGAUUUGCCGUCUCAUGUAAAAGUCACUAAGUGGUUAAAAGUCUUUAAGGUUAUGUUACGUCCCGGUUACCUCACGGGUUCAAAAUUUCAUGAAUCUACUAUCCAUCAACGAUCAACUACUAGAAAAAAGAGAAGAAAUCAAAAUCCUUGGGCUUACUAUCGACCGAAAACUCUCCUGGAAAACCCAAAUAGAGUUACUAAAAAACGACUGUCGGAACCGCCUAAACAUUCUGAAGUUUAUGAACGUACGCUCGGGUAUUAUCCUCCAGGGCACCCCCUGUCCUUGACAAUCGACCUGCAACUCAAUGAUCUAGACCGACGAACUGUGCCUGCAGAAACUCUUAGACUACACUUCCUCGAACUACGAGAUAAGUACUCAUCAAGCACUGAAUAUUAUACCGAUGGUUCGGCAAUCAACAACAGAACUGGCUAUGCAAUAGUCUCUGAUUCCACCACAUUAGUGGCCCAACGGACCCAUGACCACAACUCAGUCUUCACAUGUGAAGCCAGGGCGAUUCUUCAUGCACUAGAACUAAUAAUAAACAGACAGGAUACCACAAACAGCACCAUCUACUCAGACUCUAUGUCCUGCUUAAAGGCCAUCGAAAAUCUUGCUACCGCAAAUCCCUACUCUCUCAGUACUCAGUAUACUCCCACUACUUCAUUAAGGGUCAAGGGACUUAACGAGAUCAUUUUAUUGGUAUUCGAAGUAUCAGUACAAAUAGAAAAGUCAUCAAUGAAAUCACUUGCGUACGCAGCUUCAUAUAAAACAUUAAUGAAUUGUGACAAGACUGAUGGCUUUUACAAUGUUCUAGUGCAAAAGAUAUACGGAUCAAACGGAAUAAGCAAUACAACAACAGCAAAUAUGACUGGGACAAAGGAAACAGUGAAAAUUCUCGAUCCCACGAUAGCUGCAAACCAUGUAGGCAUGGGAAUAGGGUCAAUGGGUGUCACGACUUUGCCACGGUCGGGAAACUGGCUACACCCUGCAGGCCUCAUGCUCGGGCGCAGCGUAGUUUGGGUUCGUCUCUAUUGCCAGGAAAAGUAA